Ruditapes philippinarum (Manila clam) is the source of this 2829-nucleotide messenger RNA. RefSeq lists its product as uncharacterized. Lineage: Eukaryota; Metazoa; Mollusca; Bivalvia; Venerida; Veneridae. The record is from RefSeq and is a predicted model, not a curated record. Gene Ontology annotation, cellular component: nucleus; cytoplasmic ribonucleoprotein granule. Gene Ontology annotation, molecular function: mRNA binding; RNA endonuclease activity.
AAAGAUAUUAUCCACUAUUUUCAGAGCUACAUCACCGCAAUGUGUAAUCCAUUAGAGAAGAAGCAAGUCCAGUUUGACAAGUCCUCAUGCUCCGAGUUAACUGACCCAACAACUUUAGAAUACAUAGAAAAAACUACCAAUGCUUUUAUAAGACCAUUGAAGAAAAUUGCUCAGUUUGAAAUUUCAGGGACAGAGUUAGCAGUAACUCUUGCAUUGUCACAGAUUGAAGAAUUAGCAGGGACAGCAUUGGUUGGUAAAGAUCAAUGUAAUGUUGAAGAUGAUGAUCAUGCCAUGAAUGCAUCAUCCAGACUUUCAACAGUAUUAGAGAGAGCACUUUCAGCCAAUAGCGACGGAUUUUGCUCGGCUGAGGAUUAUCGUAAAGUUCCACAAGCUGUAAAACGAGUACUUGUUAAUUGUCUACAAGAUGAUGAUCAAGAUGACAUUGAUGAUGAAUUACUUUUUGCAGAUGGCACGAAGGAAAGUGGUGAUACUGAUAAUUUUAAACGUUCUAACAUAAUGAUGUUUUAUGAAGGUGAUGAGAAACCAAUAGAAGUUGAUGAGAAAACUACAGUACAAACAUCACCUGGUAUAUCAACAAUAGCUGAAAAAGUGACAGAAUUAACUGUGUCAAAUCCAAGUGUUUCCACACUUUUAACAAAGCAACAAGAGUACUUGCGUAGUUUUGGUAUGUCAGUAGGUUUUAAAGAGGCAGAAGUAGAUAAAGCUUUAUGCUUUGUUCAUGAAAAGACCAGGCCAUCUGAUUUUCUUGAUAUGUUAAAUUCACUUCAAAACCAGGAAGAGAACCAGGAAGAGAAUGACAGCGAUGAUGAUGUCAUCAUUCUAGAAACAGAAACUGUAAAUCUUGUUACUGAUGAAAGAAUUGUGGUUGAUGAAACUCUAAAUGUUAAAGAUAAAGGGAAAAUAUCUAAGGAAAGCAAUACAAAUGAUAGUAGAAGACUUUCUAAAGCACCUGGUCAAACCUCCUUACCAGAUGGGUAUAAGGAAAGAUUGUUCCAGGAUUUCUUUACUGAAGAUGAAAAUUGCUCUGUUGAUGAACUUAAGAAGAGGAAUGCUGAACGACAAAAGUUGUUGCGACAAAAUUUUGAAAGUCAACAAAGAAAUGAUGCUAAUAAUGAAACUACACAAGAACAAACUGGUAAAAAACAAAAUAAAAGAGGAAAAAAUAGAGGAAAGAAAAAGAAGCAGCAGCAGCAGCAACAGCAACAAUGUGUUGAAAAUAAACAAGAAAGGGAAGGCAUGCAUGAUAAACAAUUCCGCUUAGACACUAAUGAAAAUGAUAAAGCAUCUAAGAAUGAUGAUCAGACUUGUGUUUUAAGGGUUUGGAGUAAAGAUCAGGGAUCAACAAGUGCCAGUGUUGGGCAAUCAGCUGAUGAACCAUUUCAGACAACACCAAAACGUAAGGCAGAAAACCCACAGCAGCAGCAGCAGCAGCCUCAACUAAUCUCGGGAAAUAACAAUAAUGUAAGACAGAGAUCUCCAAACCCUGGCUUUAAAAGUGGGACACAAUGGGUAGAGCCUGUAGGCAGAGGUAAAAAGCCGAUGCAGAUUGUGACACCAGUAAAUACAACAGGAGGAGAUUUCAACAAGAUGGCUGGACAAGCUCAAGGUGGUCCAGUUGAGGAGGACUUAAGAUAUAUUGUCAUUGAUGGGUCGAAUGUUGCAAUGACCCAUGGCAAUGGAAAACAUUUCUCAUGUAAAGGUAUAAAGAUUUGUGUGGAUUAUUUCCGUCAAAGGGGACAUAAAAAUAUAACAGUUUUUGUUCCUCAAUGGAGACAGUACCAGCCGAGUGAUACCAACAUGAUUCUAGAUCAGAACAUUCUAUAUGAACUAAAACAAGAAGAUAUAUUAGUGUUUACACCUUCUCGUAAAAUUGGCAGGAAACUUGUGGUUGCCUAUGAUGACAGGUUUGUUUUAGAGCUAGCCGAGGCUGAAGAUGGUAUUAUAGUGUCUAAUGACCAGUAUAGAGAUCUCAUGUAUGAAAAGGCAGCAUGGAGAAAGUUAAUUGAAGAAAGGUUGCUCAUGUACAGUUUUGUAAGGGACAGAUUUAAGCCACCAAAUGAUCCACUAGGAAGAGAGGGACCCUGUUUAGAUGAUUACCUUAGAGUUCCCAAAGUGACACCUUUCCAAAGAUACCGGCAAGGUUAUAAUACUCCACAUCAGCAACAACUACAACAACAACAUCAUCAAAAUCAACAGCAGAAUCGGUCAAAUCAGCAACAGAACCAGCAUUAUCAACCAUUUCAGUCACAACAAAAUUAUCAGCAACAAUUCCCACAAGCUGUAGGUCAUGGACACAUUCAGCAAGGUCAAGGACAAUUUAAUUUAGGUCAAGGUCAUAUGCAGCAAAUGCAGCCACCUUUUCUAGCAGGUAGAGGAAAUUUUGCCAAGGCUGUAAACCAGGGUCUUAAUUAUAAUGAAAAUAAACAACCAUUCCAAAAACAGGCAGUUGGUGCAAGAAAUAAAACACCUGUUCAAAAACAAUCUGAAGGUCAGCAUUUGAAUGACGCAGAUAAUGCAACACAGGGAACAAAACAAGGUAAAGGUCAAUGGAAAAGUACAACACAGAAAGGUCAGUGGUCACUAAAAGGAAAAGGAAAUCCUAGAACUGAUGAGGAGACUGAAGAAUUGUUUAAAGAAUUAAGAAUAAUGUUUCCUGAUGAUGAUCAGGAGGAAAAGAUAAGAAGUGUUUUAGCCAAUCAUGACAGGGAGCGUGACUUGACCAAACUUACUAAUUAUUUAAUGAGUGUACUGUUUUAAUAAAUCUAUUUUGUUAUUGAAUUUAUUAUCAAUGAAAUAUUUGCUUUAUGA